This is a messenger RNA of Chara braunii, 1153 nucleotides long. Lineage: Eukaryota; Viridiplantae; Streptophyta; Charophyceae; Charales; Characeae. The record is from the annotation of a GenBank genome assembly.
CACGCGUGCGGCCCUCAAAGCUAAGGCCAAGAGGUACGUCGACUUAAUGGAACGGGCCGUUCCGAAGCUAGCCCGGAAAAGGCAAAGGAUGACCGAACUGGCCCACGGUCGACAGGUCCGCAGCUAUGAGGCUCGGAACGGGAAUGCUGGGCCCCAGUACCAAUAUAAAUUGGGGGACCUAGUGCAGGCCCGAGUACAAGUAAAGUGGACGGGCACUAUCGAGCACCCCACGUGGAUCGAGAAUCCGGAGCUGCUGAUCAUACAGGGUUGGAGGACUAACGCGGAAGGAGAUCUUAUUGGAUUCCUCUUUGGAUCGGUACAGCCGGGUCGCCGACAGUUGAUUGCACAGGAGCUCAUCGCACCGAUCGUACAAUUGGCGGACGAUCUCUCGCCCGACAUCUACUUUCAGAGUGAUGACAGUCCUGCUCCGUACAUUUUCAAGCGAUCCUUUGACCCGUACCUUCAGUGGACUUUGUGCUUGGAGGAACCUAGGGACAAGGAUAUGCUACCAUCGCGGCAGGAGUAUCUGAAGCCGUAUGAGAUCAUCCCUUACGCCUUCUACCCGAGGGCAGAAGAAGUGGUGAUCGAUGACGACGACAACGAAGAAAAAGACAACGACGAGGAAACAUCGGAGGAGGGAAGCCAUAGUGAACAUAGCGAGGGCGAGCUGAGUGAGGAGGAAGAGAAAGAAGAAGGAACCGGGUCCGAGAGGGAAGCCCCGUCGGAGGAAGCGACGUGUACGGGAACGGAGGCGGAAGAUCCGGAAGCGGUGCGAAAACGCGAAGAGAUUGCCUUCGGAAAGCGCCAGCUGGAGUCCGCUAGCGAAGCCAGCCUGCGCAUCGGUAGUGAUCCGACCAGGGAGCCCGAGCCGCCGAGGCCCGAAGAUGGCGGCCCUGCAGCCGCCAACUCAAGUACCGCGCGACGGAGACGGCGUUGUUCCCCCUCCUCCUCCAGCCCCACCCGUCCCCCAAUUCGCCCACGUACCGAUGCGAGCGAUAGGCCUUCGUCCUCAGAUGCUAUCCCGCCGGCCCCUUGAUUUCCUCACCCUCGAACAGAUCCGUACCCCCGUCACCUUCCCUUCCCACCCUUUCCAUCCCCAUCUCUUCCGUAACUUCUACUCUACCCGUUUACUCGCCACCGUCCACCCCCAAGC